ACACCUUUUGUUUAAUAUGGUCUUUGAACUUUGCUUACGUGUCUAGCCUUUGUUGCGUCAGUGUCUGUAUUUAAAUCAGAACCGUUGUCUUUGAAGUUCAGUUGGAUGUCGCCGCCGAUGGAAAAGGUACAUCGUACACGAUUGUUGCCGUUAAAAAGGGACGUGUUUUCCUGUCUUGGAUUUGCUGAACAUAAAGAGUCGAUUAUCCCAACAUUAUGUCAAGGGCAGAAGAAACCCCCGGGCCCAGGUCUGCUUUGCCUCUUCCCACCCAUUUUUCCUUUGCUGAGCAGUCUUUCUCUGCUAAAAAGCGACGUCGCCCAGUCUCAUCAUCCAACUCGUCCACCUCUCCCGUAAAUCAGCUCUCACACUCUCUCCCUCCGCUGCCGCCAUCUAAAGGAUGGUCCGUUUUGAGCAGACUGGCUCCCCUUAAUACUUCAACCGGUAGUCCUGCCUCCAGUUCCCUGAAUGAAUCUCAAAGUGAUGCGUACCCGGGCAAGCAGCAGUCCUAUUUUAAUCAGACCUUCAACAAUUUGGGCCUGCUGGGUAGGGGCUCUUUUGGAGAAGUCUACAAGGUUCAGUCCAACAAAGAUGGACAAUACUAUGCCGUGAAACGCUCUGCCCAUCGGUUCAGGGGAAGCAGGGACCGAAACAGGAGUCUGAGGGAGGCCAGAAAUCACGAGAAGCUCUGCCCCCAUCCUCACAUCUUACAUUUCGAAGCAUCCUGGGAGGAGCGUGGGCGUCUCUACAUCCAGACAGAGCUGUGUAGCACAAGUCUACUCAUCUAUGCUGAAGACCAACCUCCUGGAUCUGAUGAGCCUGCAGCAUGGUCCUAUUUGUGCGACCUCCUCUCAGCACUGGAUCACCUGCACUCCAAUGGUUUCGUGCACCUGGACCUCAAGCCUGCAAAUGUAUUGGUCACUGAAUCUGGACGUCUCAAGCUGGGCGAUUUUGGGCUGCUGUUGGAGUUUGAUCACAAGAGUCCAGAUCCCCUGCAGAACAAGGUGAAGGAGGAUGCCCAGGAAGGUGAUGGCAGAUACAUGGCUCCUGAGCUUCUGCGUGGAGAGUUUGGACCUGCUGCUGAUGUUUUCAGUUUGGGAGUUUCUAUUUUGGAGCUUGCUUGUAACAUUGAGGUUCCCAAUGGUGGCGAGGGCUGGCAGCUGCUCAGACAAGGCUGCCUCCCUGCUGAGGUUACAGGCGAACUAUCCACUGAGCUUCAAUCUAUCCUGAAGAUGAUGCUGUGCCCAGACCCAUCCAAGCGGCCCACGAUCGCCGAGCUUCUGGCGCUUCCUUGUGUUCGAAAACACGCAUGGAAGAGGAAGGUGCACCUCACGCUUACUGAAACUGCCUUGACUUUGGCCUCCUUCUGCCAGAACAUUUUGUGCUUUGGAAGUAGAAUUCUUUCUUCGCUUCACUUUCCGUGGCUGCCUCAGAACAAACCAGAGCCCUGCACGCCUCCUCGAAACAUGUGCGAGCUGGAUUUGACGCACGUCCUUGCCACCCCUCAGAUAAAAUCAGCAGACAGCUCAGAGGACGAAGAAAUGUUUCUGUCUGAGCCUGAACCUCAGCCUAACUCUGAGAAUGCCACAUCUUUCUUGAACAGGCAGUUGCCCCCAUUCCGCCUGGAUGGUACAUCUACUCCUUUAGUAGGAUCCUCGGCACCCAAAUGCCCUGUCCACUCACCCAUUCGCUUGAAUGUGCCAGACCUGUCCCCCUUUCAUUUGUCUAAGCACUCCAGCGUGCUCUCCCUGACACCAAAGUCCAGCCCCAUACACAACAACAGCUUGAAUGACAGCUGCCCGAGAAUCCGCCACUCCUGCCAUUCUUCACAGAGACGCAGCCGGGCCUGGAUGCUCUUGGAGGACGACUUGCCCCGUUCCAACUUUGAACCAAAAAAUCUGAUGGGUCUGUUCCAGGAGACCCCUGUUGGAGGGUCACCAUAAGUUCUUCAGAGUUCAUUGAAUAUUAUCUUUGCUUGUCAUACAGUUUGAAAAAGUGUUUUGUUCUUUAAGCAGUGUUUUGUGCACAGAAGGGCUUCGGCAACUUGCAAUAUUAUGCUUGUGUGAAACCAAUCAGUUCAGUGGCCUGUUUGAAGCCAUGGUUUUAUUUGCAUCUUCUGCAUUUGUAGAUUUUGGGAGGUCAUAGUUCAAGCAUACUCCAAACUCUCUUAAUUUUUUUGGAUUGAUUUUAUUUAGUUUGAACUGAUAGCAGUGACAGUUUUUCUUUCUUUGUAAAGUUCUGUUUGAUUUUAUGAUGUAGUGGAUCUGUUUCUAAAACACUCAAAAAAUAAGAAUGUAUUUUCUUUCUUAAUGUGUGGCAUUGGCCCUGUUGCCAUUUCUGCCCUGUUCUUUCUUUUGACCACUUUUAAGGUGCCACAUGCUGUGGACCGGGACGCAAAAUAUACGAUGAUACUUUGUUUCAUUGAUUCAUGCCACUGUGAGCUGCAAAGCAUUAAACGCCAUUUUAUGUUCCCAGAAUGUUGACACGAUGGUGUUUUUCUUUACAAAUCCAUCACAACUGUGUCAUCGUUUGUCUGCAGAGCUCACUGUCCUGUUCCUCUCAGGUUAAAACCCACUGUUCAUGUGCCGUGUCACUUUACUGUAAACUAUUAAAUUCAAACGUGUUA
This is a messenger RNA of Synchiropus splendidus (mandarinfish), 2623 nucleotides long. RefSeq names its product protein kinase, membrane associated tyrosine/threonine 1 (gene pkmyt1). Bases 216 to 1940 code for a protein of 574 amino acids. Gene Ontology annotation, molecular function: ATP binding; protein kinase activity. Gene Ontology annotation, biological process: protein phosphorylation. The record is from RefSeq and is a predicted model, not a curated record. NCBI's taxonomy places the organism in Eukaryota, Metazoa, Chordata, Actinopteri, Syngnathiformes, Callionymidae. The transcript has 8 exons.